AGCCGUCAUCCGUCAUCAUGCCGGCAUUCAUACUCGUUUCAUAGCGAACAGCUGAAGUGUACACAAAUUCAAGGAGACUUGUAGAAAUUUAAUAUUAACUCCUAUAUUUUGCGACAAACAUAUUGAUUGCGUUUAUUUUGUUGAUUUUUUGAGACCAAAAAAUGCAGAGAAAGGCGCCGCUCACACCGCAAGCGCGGAAAGUCAACAGACCUCUGGGAAGGGCGACUAUGGCUCCAGCUGAUUUUUCCGUAAUUGGAGUUCCACCUGGGAGACAAGCAUUUGUAUCAAGACAAUCCGUUAUACCAGGAUUAUACUCUGCAAAUGAAAGUAUCGGAAGAAAACCUGAUCUACCAAAUCAUGAUGCAGAGAUAAAACGUCUGUACAACACAUAUCUUCAAACUGAAGCGAUAAAGAUAUUGAUGAAGAGUAAAAUGGAAGAGAAGGAGAAAAAAAAUGUAAUAAAACUAGCUGCAUUGAUUAAAGAAGAACAAGAGAUCAAGAAGAACUUAUCUCUUGUAAAAAUCAGGACAACGGCUGUACAGAAUCUUAGUCAACUGCAAAACACUGUGGAUGAUCAACUUUUCAAAACCACUGGUUGUCUCGAUGACUUGAAGAAGAAGGCCAAAAACGUUUUGGAGCAAUUGGAAUUGAUGCUGGAAUCUCUUGACGUUUUGAAAUGCAAGAACAUUGCGAUUCCCGAAACGGUAGAUGACAUGAAUAAAAUUCACGCUCAAUUGACGGAUUGUGUUGUGCUGUUGUCAUCAAUAAAAACAGUCAUCGGUGGCCUAAGUAAUACUCUUAUCACUGUGAACAAAGAACUAGAGGAUUUGAAAAAUAUUUUCACUGAUUUAUCCAACUGUUCAGAAAAGAUCGUCCGAGAUCUCGAGCACCUCCAAAUCCGCGUUCUCAAAGAAGGUGAAAAAAUAUUGAUGCUCGCUCGUAGCAGCCACCUCAGGGAAUGAAUUCACAUUAUUUAUUCAAGCCAUCGCACAUAAAAAAACUUUACAGAGCAUGAACAAGUCUGAUUAGACGUAAAUAUUACUAUGAUUUAAUUUCGAUUAUCGUUGAGAGUGAUGAAAAUGAUAGAUUUUAUAAAAAUACGGUUUUUUAUAUGUUUUUUUGAAUGGAAUUACGCUGGUCGUAAUUUCCAGAGAAUCACCUCAGUAUUUAAUUACGCAUAAUUUUGUAUUCCAUGUUCACAAGCAAUAAAUUCAAUGAAAUGCGA
Messenger RNA from Venturia canescens, 1225 nucleotides. RefSeq lists its product as uncharacterized. Bases 162 to 962 code for a protein of 266 amino acids. Lineage: Eukaryota; Metazoa; Arthropoda; Insecta; Hymenoptera; Ichneumonidae. The record is from RefSeq and is a predicted model, not a curated record. The transcript is spliced from 5 exons.